UAGAGAAAGGAAUCGUCAACAGUUUUAUUGUGAACACAAUUAAACGUUCUAAAUCUAACUAAGUGAAUCUUUUCUCUUCGCGCUCCAACCUCAACAAACACGCUGCAAGUGUACGCACCGUACAUUUUAUGGUCCUUCGAGCCGGAUACUCUGCGUCUCUGUGUCUCUUUACGGUAGCGAAUCGGUUUAGCUGGUCUCCCAGAAGCGGGUCGCCCCAGAUAGAUUGAGAAAUCGCAUAAUAUCGUAAAUAAGGCGCAUAGGUGCUGAGUACCACUGACCAUUUCAAAUCAAGGAAGACAACGACUUCAAGAUUUGAAACGACGAAAGCUACGAGCAACGCAGUAGCCUUCGCAACAAACUCAACGCUUACCUGUUACCGUCAACGACGUGUCAAACCCAACAAGAAGCACAACAAUGGAGAAACUGGAAUUGCAGUCAGAGUGCUUCGAGAACAUAAAAACAUUAUGUUUGAACUAUCGCAAGGAUUCCGCCUCGCGAAAAACUGAAGAAUACUUGAAGAAACGGUUGUCGUCGCUAGAAAACCAAUGGCAAGAUUUCGAAAGCAGACACAAGCAACUGGUGCUGGAACUAGAAGAUAAGGAUACAUCAUACUUCAAGGAUGACAUCUUCGGGAAAACGAAAGAAAUGUUCUUAUCAACUAAAACAAACAUUACGAGCAAACUGGCGACCUUGGGUAAACAAGACAUCAAGUUCGACCUAGGUGGGACUUCCGAGGAAGACGACAAGAACAACAUAAAAUUUUUGCUUCACAAGCAAGAAUGCAACUUCAAUGCCAUAUAUCGGGUCAUCUCAAAAAUUGAUGCAGUUCCUACCUCAGAAAAAUGGGAACUGGAAGAUCAUGUCACGACGUUAAAAUCAAAAUGGGACCCCAUUGAUAAACUUCACUGGGAAAUAGACUUCCAACUCAAAGGUUCUAACGAGCAUUAUUACCAAAUGUUUACAGACAUCGAACAGAAAUACGAUGAACUGAAGAGGAAAAUCAACACUCAACUCUGGUCCACCAUCCAUUACCAGAAAUCAACACCUAAGAUAGAAAUCCCUGAGUUCUCAGGAAACUACUGUCAGUGGAUUUCCUUCAAAGACCUGUUCCUGGAAGCUAUACACAAGAACCCAAUGAUCAACAAUGUCCAGAAAAUGCAGCACCUAAAGACUAAACUGCGAGGUGAAGCUGAACGCUUAGUGCAGCAUCUGACCAUUAGUACUGAAAAUUAUAACUCCUGUUGGGACAUACUUAUUCAGCGCUAUGAUAAUCGUCGCCUGCAGUUUACUUCGUUUAUGAACAAUAUGCUAAAUCUGCCGAUCAUACAAAAUGCAGACUCGUAUAACUUAAAGAAAAUGCAUGACGUCAUUACUGAAUGCUUGAACGGCAUUUCUAAUAUCGGUAUUGACACUUCAAACUGGGAUCCGAUCAUUGUACACAUAAUGUCGCAAAAACUGGACUCAAUCACUUUCAGUGACUACAUGAAGGAACUUCAAGAUCACAGAGAACUGCAAAAUCUGCGCGAAUUUCUUUACUUCCUCGAAACACGGUUCAUGGCAUACGAAACGAUGAAGUCAGCUAAGAAAGCGAACACUACAGCUCCAGAAAAAUCAUCUAACGGAAAACCAUUCAACAAGCAAACCCAGAUAAAGAAACAUCAUUAUUAUAACUUCAAUCAAAAUAAAACUAACAACUAUCACGCUUUACACGGAAAAUGCCCAUUUUGCAAUGGAAGUCACGUAUUGCGCCAAUGUGACAAAUUCCUUCGAAUGGACUUUGGCAAACGAAAUGACACAGUUUCAAGACUGCAGCUGUGCAAAAACUGUCUGUUCAGCCAUGGCAACAACGAGUGCAAAUCAACUAAAACUUGCAAAGAAUGCAACUUAAAACACAACACAUUGUUGCACAAUUCGGACAAACAAAACAUAACUUCAACGACUGGAAAAAACAACAUUGAGCAACGCUCUUCAUCAUCAACUCACCAACCAACAUCUAACCAUCUAUAUAAGGACAACAUGGAAGUUUUACUGACUACGGUCCAGUUAAGAGUUAAAUGCAUAAACGGCACCUACAUAACAUUGCGUGCCCUACUCGAUCAAGGCUCACAAGUAAACUUGAUAACAGAAAAUGCGGCACAACUAUUACGUCUUCCUCGAAAGGGGAUAAACGCAUCCGUGUCGGGAAUCGGUUCGGCUUCCAGAGAGUGCAGGGGAAAACUGAAAUUGACCUGCCAAUCGAUUCAUUCCGACUACAGUUUUGAUACUCAAGCGCUUAUCAUGACGAAGUUAACAAACAACUUGCCUACGAGAACGUUCGAAAGAGGUACAUGGUCGCACUUAGAAAACUUAAAACUGGCUGAUCCUGACUUCAACGUGUGUCGGCCAAUCGACCUACUACUAGGAGCCGACGUGUAUUCCGAAAUUAUCCAAGAAGGUGUAUUGAAAGGCAAUAACAGCUCCCCAGUUGCACAACAUACGCAAAUUGGGUGGAUUUUAUGCGGGAAGACGAAACAAACGUUCGGCUGCCACGCUACUCUAUUUGACUUAGAGGACUUAACAAAGUUCUGGGAGACUGAAGAAAUUCAGAAAAAGAAAGACAUUCCGAACGACGAUCAUUGCGAACAAUUUUACAAGGAAACGGUGAGAAGAUCAACUGAUGGAAAAUAUAUUGUUAAAAUGCCUCUAAUUCCAGACUACGCAGAGAAAUUAGGCAAAUCUAGAAAAAAUGCAAUUUCGCAGUUUUUACAGUUGGAAAAACGGCUGGAAAAGAAUGAAAAACUUUCAACAAUGUACAGACAAUUCAUGGAGGAGUAUGCAGAUUUAGGUCACAUGAAACCUGCGUGUCAGAUGUCUACAGACAGCUACUUUUUACCACAUCACGGGGUCCUGAGAGAAAACUCCACAACAACAAAGCUGAGGGUCGUAUUUAAUGCUUCUCAAAAAACGACGAGUGGACUUAGCUUGAAUAACGUCAUGGAAAAGGGCGCUAAUCUACAAAAAGAUAUUCAGGCUCUUAUAUUCAAAUGGCGAACUUAUAAAUACGCAUUCACAGCGGACAUUGAAAAAAUGUACCGCUGCAUUUGGAUUUCAAAGGAACAACAACAUCUACAGAGAAUCGUAUGGCGGAACUCACGAGAUCACCACCUUUACGACUAUCAGCUGUGUACCGUAACCUACGGAACCAAAUGUGCACCGUGGCUGGCUAUGCGGACAUUGAAACAAUUAGCCAUGGAUGAUGGUCAUAAACAUCCUAAAGCUGCCAAGAUACUUACAGAAGAAUGCUACGUAGAUGACGUCAUCAGCGGUCAUAACAACCUCUCAGAAGCGAAGAAACUGCAACAAUCCCUAAUCCAAUUGUUAAGAGGAGGAGGCAUGAACCUACGAAAGUGGACAGCCAAUAACCGAGCUAUAAUAGAAGACUUACGCGAGGAUCAAAUUUCGACACAAAACAGUUUUGAUUUUAAAGGUGAAGAGUCAUCAAAAACAUUGGGUCUCGGUUGGAAUCCUAACAGCGAUACUUUCCACUUUAAAUGGCCGGUUGAAGACGUAAAACAACUAACAAAAAGAAACUUACUCUCAGCUAUAUCAAGAUUUUACGAUCCACUGGGAUGGGUCUCCCCAGUGACGAUCAAAGCUAAACUACUAUUCCAGAAGCUCUGGAUGAGCAAACUAAGCUGGGAUGACAAGGUGCCUAGCAACAUCGAGUCUGAGUGGCUGAAUCUAAGAAAAGAGCUCCCGUACGUUAGCAAAAUAACGGUAGACAGAUGGAUUGGCAAUGCACAAGAAAACGUCGAAUUAUUAGGCUUCUGUGAUGCAAGUGAAAAGGCAUACGCUUGUGUUAUAUACAGCAAGGUGCUCAAUGAACAGGGUCAGCCCAUCAUAACUCUACUAGCUGCUCGAACAAAAGUAGCUCCACUAGCACAGAAGACAACAUUACCUCGGCUUGAACUGUGUGGCGCUCAACUACUGGCCGAUUUAAUGGAAAAAAUCAAGCAAACGUUCCACGGAAACGUAUCAAUACGGGCCUGGACAGAUUCUCAAGUUGUCCUGGCGUGGAUUCAAGGAGAAUCAUCAAGAUGGGAGAAAUACGUAGCCAGCAGAGUUACAAAGAUCAAAGGCGCCAUUCCUGCAGGUCAAUGGCGUUAUAUUAAAUCAGAGCAGAAUCCCGCAGACUGCGCAUCAAGAGGUCUUUUGCCAAGCAAACUGAUGAGUUUCAAUCUAUGGUGGCAUGGUCCCGAAUUUUUAACAAAACAAGAUCUAUUGGAAGAUAAACCAUGCGCUUUCCAAACCAAUUUUGGUGGCAUAAAUCACAUUCAAGUCACAAAACCUUUACAAGAAAAUAAUGAACGUACCAUAAUAACAAAUUUAUUGAACAAACACAGUUCAUUGACACGAGUAAUCCGGGUCAUCGCAUGGAUUUCGCGCUUUAUUACUAAUUUGCGUAAUAGAACAAAAUCAGAAACUGCGUACCUAACGACAAAUGAACUAAGCGCAGCACGUCAAAGUAUCAUAAGACACACGCAGCGCUUGGAGUUCAAUUCCGAAUACAAACAACUCGUGAAUAACGAAAUAGUAUCAAAGAAAAGCGCAGUUUUCAAAUUAAAUCCUUAUAUAAACGAAGCUGGAAUUAUUUGUGUUGGAGGUCGCCUCAAUCAUUCAAGCUUACCCGGGGAGAUGAAGAAUCCAAUCAUCAUACCCCACAGAGGACGACUUACCCAACUACUUAUAGAAGAAGCUCAUUCAACGACGUUACAUGGAGGAGCUCGACUGACGUUGGCUUAUUUAAGACAGCGCUACUGGAUCAUCGGCGGUAACCGGGCCGUUAAGAACCUACUUCUAAAAUGUGUACGCUGUCACCGCUUCAACAAAACAGAUGGCUACCAACUGAUGGGAGACUUACCGCAGCAAAGGGUCACCCCUUGCCGACCCUUCACGCACACAGGAGUAGACUUUACCGGUCAUGUUGAUGUCAAACAAAAUAGGGGCAGAAGCGUGAAAACUUCGAAGGGCUACAUAGCCAUAUUUAUAUGUAUGGUGACGAAAGCCGUUCAUAUAGAACUUGUGUCAGACCUCAGCACAGAAACGUUUAUUGCAGCCUUCCAGAGACUGUGUGCGAGGCGAGGCACCCCUAAGCACAUGUACUCUGACUGUGGUACAAACUUUAUUGGCGCUGCGAAAGUACUUCGUCAAGAAUUCGGAGAGUUUCGACGACUAUUGAAACUGGAUCUCUUUAACGAACUGGCCAAACUGGAGGUGGAGUGGCAUUUCAACGCCCCCGCUUGGCCCACUGCUGGCGGUCUGUGGGAAGCGGCCGUCAAAUCGAUGAAGCACCAUCUACGACGAGUACUCGGGGACCAAAAACUAACAUACGAGGAGUUCAUAACCUUGUUAGCAAAGAUAGAAGCCUGUUUAAAUUCGAGACCCCUGUGCCCGCUAACUGAAGAUCCGGAAGAAUUUUAUAGCUGUCUCACUCCUGGACACUUCCUAACAGGAAGCCCAAUAUUAUCAAUGCCGCUGUCUGAUUACAGCGACGUAACUAACAUAGAUCUACGUCGUAGGUGGCAGCUUACCGAGCAUAUGUUUCAACAAUAUUGGAAAACCUGGUCCAACGAUUACCUGACUACUCUACAAACACGUAGUAAGUGGAACAAGCCUUCUAGAAACGUCAAAGAAGGCGAGGUAGUACUGGUGAAAGAAAACAAUCUACCGCCGGGAAAGUGGGCUCUAGGUCGUAUACUGGAGACUCAUCCAGGAUCUGACGGAUAUGUUCGAGUUGUCACCGUCAAAACUCAAGCAGGGAUCAUAAAGCGCCCAAUAACAAAAUUAUCGCCAUUACCACUGAACUCAGAAAUUGAAGAGGUCAAGGAAAACGACGUGAAAAUCAAGCCUCAGCAGGAUUCUAAAAAUAAACGACGGACUAGGUCAAGGAAUAAUAUUUCAAUGCUACUAACAGCAAUGUUAUCAUUGUUUACAAUUGUAACGGGAUCCUUUAGCGCCACUGAUGGCACGCGCGGAGCGCCGUCAUCAAAUACUCAAAUUACAAGUUUGGAACGCGAGCGGCCGAUAUACUAUGACACCGUCGGCAAAAUGCAAGUAGUGCACGACGAAUGGAUUUUGAUGAUGUAUUACAAUCUGACUAAUUACUGGGAAGGAACUCGUCGUACACAAACGUAUUUCGACAACAUCAAGAGUUUGUGUUAUAAAACGAAUUUACAACACUGUAAGUCAACCAUGGAACAAUUAAGUCAUGAAAUAGAACAUCUAAAUUAUUACAAUUCCAUACUCAUAAAUCCUCAUAAGCAUCUAAGCAACAGGAAGAAACGGGGACUUAUCGACGGCGUCGGUUACGUGGCCAACAGUCUUUUUGGAAUAUUGGACCAACGAUUUGCGAAGAAAUACCAAAACGACAUUCAAUCAUUGCAAACUAACGAAAACUACCUACUCGAGUUAAUCAAGAACCAAACAACCAUUGUGGAGCUUGAAAACCAAAUACUAAAACGAAGUGAAGAAAAUAUUCAACGCCAAUUCAGCUUCAUUGAUACCUUUGUCAAUCAGACCAACGCAAACAUGGCAUCCAUCGAAACGGAAAUGGAAAUACUUUCAGCCACAACUUAUAUCAAUUCUGCUUCGUUAACAACAUACCUACUGAUCAGCAGCUUAAGGACGUUCCAGGAGAUGCUAUUCAACACUCUAACAAACGUCUACCAAGGACAUGUGGACGUUCAUCUUAUAACUCCGGUCCGUCUGAUGCAAAAACUAACGGAAAUAUCCGGAAACCUUCCAAAAACUUUAUCGCUACCAGUCGAAAACUACAAAGAUAACAUAAAGGACAUGUACAAGCUAAUAAAUGUGAAAGCUCGAGUUACUGAGAAUUAUUUUCUGUUCGAAGCACAUAUCCCACUAGUAGCUAAUGAAGAUUUCAAUUUAUACAAAGCCAUACCUUUACCUGUGAAGAUUGCUAAAGAAACUACAUAUGUGCAAUUAUCGAACAAAUACAUUGCUGUCAACCUUAAGAAGAAUGUUUACAUGAGUAUGUCUGAAGAUGACUUGAAACACUGCACACAACAAAAAUCGCAGAAUUUAUUAUGCAAGAAAAACUUGCCAUCAUUUAAUCUACACAGCAAAGACGCUCCAUGUGAAGCAAAACUGCUUUCACAUCGAAACAGCAGACCUUGUGACGUAGAACGCUCGUCAUGUAAGGACAGUUGGAUAGAACUGCAAACACAAAACAGCUGGCUGGCGAUUUGCUGCGAAACAUGUUCAUUACGAAUUAUAUGCAAUAACGACGUGCAAUCACAAACCAUCUCAUCAUCGAGCAUAGUCACAUUAUCUCAGGGAUGCGUCUUGCAAUCCACUGACUUGACCAUCUAUGCUCAGCGUCAAUACAAAGACCACAUGAAGAUGGAUUAUGAGUUCACAGCUCCAACAGUUGAUACAUCCAUUAACAAAAUAGUGAACUUAACAUAUCACUAUGCGCCAAACAUUCUUCAAUCAAAAGGCACCAAUCAAGAAAUUGAAGCAAUUGAAGAGAAAAUAGCAAUUCAAAGGAAAGGGGAAGCUUCACCACCAACAAUGACGAGUCAUGACAUCCAUCAAUAUGCCGUCUGUUAUUCAUUGCUGACAGCCGCCAUCAUAGUAGCACUUGUUGUGGUUGGGAGGAAUCGUUGCCCAAACAUGUGCACGAAACACCCCAACAACAAAACGGCUAGUCAGCUAUCUGAAGAAAUUGAACUUCAAGUUAUUAAGAAACCGGUGUGUCAGGAAGAAACAGGCGCAGCACAAGCUACGGAGAACUUGCGAGUGAAACCACGACCUGGGAGCAGGAACGUCGCCUUUCAAUUUGGCAAAAUGACCAGAAACUUUAACGGAAUGGUUUCGUUAAAAGUUUGGAUGUGUUUGGUUAUCGUGGCCGGUGCGCGCGCACGUUCCGCGCCGCCCGCCCCCACCGGCUGUCAUUGGGACUAUUCGGACACAAAGUUGAGUGAAUCAAACUUUCUCACGUGUAACAUUAAAACCAUCGGCUCGGUUGACUUCUUGUUUAAAAACAUCACUACGGCGCAGGCGUACAACAUCAACAAGUUGAAACUGACUUGCACGGAUUUGUUGUUCUUUGAAAGUUCUUUACACAUGAAUACCGGCAGUUUUUUGGGCCAGCUGCGAAAACUUGAAGACCUGCGCAUUGAGUACUGUAAGAUACGGUACGUGCCCGCUACUGUCCUGUCUCCGCUACGUGAUUUAACAAGUUUAACUCUGCGUUCCUACAAUACGGAUUGGCCUGCAAUGACUAUGGAGUUUCACGCUGAAAGUUUUCGUGGACUAAUGGAACUUCGGACGUUGGACCUAGGUGACAACAAUAUUUACAUGUUACCGUCUGAGGUAUUCUGUCCGCUUUUUAGUUUGGAAUCUUUAAAUCUUACCAACAACAGAAUUCAAGAUAUAUCUGAAAUUGGCUUCUCGGAUUGGGGUAAAGGACCUAUCGCGCCUGGUAAAUCUUGCAAUACCGGGCUGAAGAUGCUUGAUUUAUCUCACAACAACAUUCUACGACUUCCGGACAACGGUCUUUCUAGUUUAAGAUCUUUAGAAGUGUUGAAUAUUCAGAACAACUUAAUUAAUGAAAUAGGCGACAGAGCCUUUGUUGGACUGAAUUCAUUAAAAAUUCUGAACUUGUCGGGAAAUAAGUUAGUCGCUGUCCCUCCCGAACUAUUUCAAUCAUCACGAGUUAUCAAAGAAAUCUCAUUAGCGAAUAAUUCGCUUUCUGUGUUGGCUCCGGGAUUACUUGAAGGACUUGAUCAGCUUGAGAAAUUGGAUUUAUCCAGAAACCGUCUUACAAACGAUUGGGUUAACAGAGAUACUUUUGCUGGACUUAUCCGUCUAGUUAUAUUGAACUUAUCUUAUAACUCGCUUGCACGUUUGGAUCCCAAGUCUUUCCAUGACUUGAAUACUUUACAAGUUUUGAACCUGGACAAUAAUGCUAUUGAGGUUAUCAGCAAUGGAGCAUUUGCUGAGCUUAAGAAUUUGCAUCAGCUGUCGAUAUCAGACAACAAAAUAAAAACAUUAAAUGAACACAUAUUUUCCAACUUGUUUGUUCUUAGUCAGCUGUAUUUGGAUAACAAUAUGAUAUCAACAAUCCACGAAAGCUGUUUUGAAAACAUUACAUAUUUACAAGACUUAGGCCUAAAUGGAAAUAGUUUGAACACAAUUCCUGACGGAAUCAAAAAGUUAAGAUUUUUGAAAUCAUUAGAUAUCGGAAAGAAUAACAUAUCUAAAGUAGCAAACACGUCUUUUGAAGGAUUAGAAGAGCUUUAUGGACUACGCCUCGUUGACAAUCAGAUCACAAGCGUGCUGAAAGAUACAUUUAGUACUCUGCCGUCCUUGCAAGUGCUAAAUUUGGCAUCUAACAACAUAGACACAAUUGAACAAGACGCGUUUUUAUCUAAUCCGACUUUAAAAGCAAUCCGCUUAGACGGGAACAAACUGACCGACAUCCGAGGUGUCUUCAACAAACUAAAUACCCUCGGUUGGCUUAACAUAUCUGACAAUAAACUUAUUUACUUUGACUAUAGCUACAUGCCAGCGAGCCUUGAAUGGUUAGACAUACACAGCAACAAUAUUGCAAAACUAGAAAACGAAAAGAAUGCUCAACAAAACAUCCGAAUGCUUGAUGUAAGUUACAAUGCAUUAGAAGACGUCGAUGAAAGGUCGAUACCUGAUUCUAUUGAAGUCCUUUUCUUAAAUAACAACAAAAUUCACACGAUUCACCCAGGUACGUUUUUACAAAAACGAAACUUAGAAAAGGUUGUCGUGACUGACAAUAAAUUGAGAACCGUUGAACUAUCGGCGUUUACGUUGCCCCAUAUACCGAAGCAUAGAAUGCUGCCAAAAUUCUUUAUUGGAAAUAAUCCAUUUGUAUGCAAUUGUCACAUGAUUUGGCUGCAAAAGAUAAAUCUUUGGAAUCAUAUGAGGCAAUAUCCGAGAUUCAUGGAUUUGGAUACAGUAACAUGUGAAGUUGUGAAUAACAAGUAUGGCGGAAAAGCUAACCUUAUGGAUGUUCCUGAAACUCAGUUCCUUUGUUCUUAUGAAACUCAUUGCUCAUCUAGUUGUUUCUGCUGUGAUUUUGAAGCCUGUGACUGCAAAAUGACUUGUCCUGACGGCUGUUCCUGUUUCCAUGACAGCAACUGGAACUCAAAUGUCAUUGAUUGUUCAAACGUGGGCUACACAGAAAUACCUGAGAAAAUACCAAUGGAUGCGACGGAGCUGUAUUUGGACGGCAAUGAUUUCCGUGCCUUAAAUAGUCACCUUUUUAUUGGCAAGAAGAAGUUACACAAGCUUUACCUUAACAAUAGUAACAUUGCCAAUAUUGACAAUGACACCUUAAAUGGUUUACACUCAUUAAACGUCCUUCACCUUGAAAAUAACCAUCUGACUGAGCUAUCUGCUGGAGUGUUUUCUCAAACAAAACACUUGAGGGAGUUAUACUUGAAUGAUAACCUCUUGACAAAUGUCGCAAACAAGACUUUUGAGAACCUGUCAUCUUUAAGAGUUGCGCACUUCCAAGGAAACAAGAUUCUCGACCUUGAUAAAAAAUUGGCGCACGUAUCCCAUUUGGAAAGCGUCAACCUUCAAGGAAACUUGUUCACAUGUGCAUGUGAAAAUAUCAUGGCUCUUCAAAACUGGUUCAAAAAGUACUAUGAAGAUCCCGCCGAAGUGUUGUGUGUUAGUGAAAAUGGACUCAUGUCGAACUAUACUGUGUUUGAUGCAAUUGAUAAGUGUCGUGAUUCUAGUGAUAUGGACAAUACUAUUCCUACUGAAAAUCAACCGUAUCAAUAUGAUGAAGUGAGCCCCAUUAAACUGAACUUUGUGCCACUUUUAGCUGUAGUUUUGAUAAGUGUUAUUCUUAUUCUAUUAUUCGGUGCCUUAGCGUUUUCGUUCAGACAAAAUGUUCGCUUAUGGGCACAUUCCAAAUAUGGAGUUAGAUUGUUCAAAAGUGCUUCAAUCCAAGAGAGUGAACUCGAUAGAGAUAGAUUGUACGAUGGAUACGCUGUGUACAGUUUAUUGGACGAUGAUUUUGUAUCUAAAGUUGUUGCUCCAGAAAUGGAACAUUCCGGUUACACGAUGUGCUUUCAUUAUAGAGACUUACAACAUACUCCUGAUAAUUAUUUGUCUGAGCAAAUAACAAAUGCUGCAGAAUCAUCGAAGAGAAUUUUAGUAUUUGUGUCAUUUAAUUUUCUGCAAAAUGAAUGGUCUAAAGCUACUUUCAAAGCAGCUAUGAAACAUGUAAUAACUUCUAUUCAUCCUUCAAUAAGGCGACAUAGAGUAGUCUUCAUUUUAACAACUGAUGUUAGUGCUCUUAACUUAGAUCUAGAUUUCCAAAAUUAUUUGAAAACUUGCAACGUUUUAUUGUGGGGUGAAAAGAAGUUCUGGGAGAAAAUUAGGUUUGUAAUGCCAGACAUUUCUAAUUUACAUUGGAACAAAGAUACAAUGAAUUACAAUCAUGGCGUGUGUCCAAAUGGUAGACGGCAUCCUUCCAGAUACACGGCUUCGCCUACUGCGCCGGAACAUUGGUACAAGUACGACGCAAUACCGCCUCAAACGCCUACUGCUGCUAAUGUAGGCAUAACUAUUGAGGACGACACGUCGAUGUUAACUAACACUACGUUGACGAGUCAGAUUCAAGAUGGGGAGAAUUUACAUCAUAGUUACAUUUCUAUUGAUACACAAAAUUAUGAGCAACCCUACGGCGGCCGGCCUAGGCCUCCUAAUACAUUGCGUAAACAUCCUGGCCACCACUCCCCAUCUAUGCUCGAUGAGCAGGGUUACUUACAACCUCGCUCAUCUGUGCACGACUGCUUGCCACAAACUCAUUCAGCCGUGCACAGAUGAUAAGAUUGUUAAACUUUUCUUAUCGGCAAGACACUUCGUAAUGGAAGUUGACAUUCCAAGCGCAUGUGUAGACUAGACCGCUUUUUAAGUUGGCCAUGCCUUACUGAAACAUGAUACUUUAAAAUAUGUUGGUUUAGAUAAUUUGGCCAAAUUGACUUCGUUCCUCAAUACUUCGGACAUUGUCAUGUUAAAAGACUGUAUUGUUAAAUGUAUUCUAAACGUAUCUAUGUAGAGUGAAGCCUUAUUGUAUUUCAUUGUAUAAAGCUAUAUGAAUUGUUAUUCAUUAAGACUGAUACAUAAUAUUGUGUAAACAAAAUGCCAGUAUCAGGAGUGCAGACUAGCAUGAGUAUUUUGAUAUAGUAUAUCUCAUUGUUACCAAAUAUUUUGUAGAUAGACAUUACUAAUCCUUGUAUAAAAUUAUUAUUGUAUAGUAUUACUAGUCAUUAGGUAAAAUUAUUGCAUAGUGUUGAAAAUUUGUAGAUACUUAGUUACAUAAUUAGUGGUAUCCAUGAAUGUAUUAAUAAUGUUAUUGUUGGAAAGAAUUUGUAUCAAUUUACGUAUGUGAAUCUUGGUAUCGCUAAGUAUGUAACUGAAUGUUUGUAUAUUGUAUUGUAUAAUAUUCUUGACUGUUACAUUAUAAUAAUUUAAAAAUAAACCAAUAUCA
Messenger RNA from Spodoptera litura, 12544 nucleotides. RefSeq names its product toll-like receptor 6. Lineage: Eukaryota; Metazoa; Arthropoda; Insecta; Lepidoptera; Noctuidae. Gene Ontology annotation, biological process: signal transduction. Gene Ontology annotation, molecular function: protein binding. The record is from RefSeq and is a predicted model, not a curated record.